CAUACCAAUGUCAACGUGACUUUGCAACAUCCUUGUUUGUUUCCAGCAACCUGUACAAACGCAACUCCGCUGAAAUAUGAGCCUCCCGACGCAAAAUAAGUCGGUUAAUAUUGUGAAAAACCGCGAUGAAGUUGUAACAACAUUAGCAAACUUAAUCAAACAAGUCUCCAAUGACCGCAUUCUGAAACAGGGAGUUUUUAAUGUCGGCGUUUCAGGUGGUUCAUUGGUCGGGUUCCUCAAAGAAGGUCUCCCUAAAAUCCAGACAGAUUUCAGCAAAUGGCGGAUUUUCUUCUGUGACGAGAGAGUUGUCCCUGAAGACAGCCCCGACUCGACUUACGGCCAGUACAAACAACUGAUGUCCGCGCUUAAUCUAAAGGAAAACCAAUUUAUUAGAAUCAAACAAGGAGUUUCUGCUGAAGAUGCAGCCGAGGAUUACGUCCACAAGGUGGCGCACCAUUUCUCUCAAGCUGCUAUUCCCAAAUUUGAUAUGUUACUAUUGGGAAUGGGGCCCGAUGGUCACACUUGUUCUCUAUUUCCGGGGCAUAAGUUAUUGGAAGAGAAGAGUAAAUGGGUUGCGGCUAUUACAGAUUCCCCUAAACCACCCCCAAGUAGAGUUACCCUUACUUUUCCGGUGAUCAACAACGCCCUCUAUUGCGUUUUUGCAGUUUGUGGUAAAGAAAAAGCAGAUAUGGUCAAGAGAAUUCUUGUUGAUAAGGAAGACUUGCCGGCUACUAGAGUUAAGCCUACUAGUGGAACUCUUGUCUGGAUCAUGGAUGAAGACGCAGGGAAGUAUUUAAGUGGACAUUAAUUUUACUGUUUUUAUUUUAUUUUUAUAUAAAUACAAUACAGAGGUAUAAUAAAUACCAGUUUAUUAAAA
Messenger RNA from Tribolium madens (black flour beetle), 877 nucleotides. RefSeq names its product 6-phosphogluconolactonase. The transcript is spliced from 4 exons. Gene Ontology annotation, biological process: pentose-phosphate shunt; carbohydrate metabolic process. The record is from RefSeq and is a predicted model, not a curated record. Gene Ontology annotation, molecular function: 6-phosphogluconolactonase activity. NCBI's taxonomy places the organism in Eukaryota, Metazoa, Arthropoda, Insecta, Coleoptera, Tenebrionidae. The coding region runs from base 77 to 808 and encodes 243 amino acids.